UUAUUUCGGAAUACUGCAUCAAGCUGUACUCAAUGAUGUGUUUUCGAGCAGUUUGAACAGAUAAUUUAUCUGCCUUGGCAUUCCAUCAAAGUGCAUAUUGAAGAAAUUCUACAAUAAACUUCGCAGAAGAACAGAUUGCAGAGAGAGUCAGGGGAUUUUUGUGUGGAGCUAUUUCUUGUUAAUUCGCAUUCAGUACCACUCAGUAUACAUAAACUGGCGAGCGACCAAUCAAAUUGCUCGCUUAGAAACCUCAACUCUGUAUGGGAUUCCAUCUGUAUUCUGGUUAUCUUUCAAGUGAUAAAGCGAAUUCAAGUCACCUGCUAGCCAAGGUUAAUUGCCUCUUGUUUGCUUGGUGAAUCGCCAUGACAAACGCUUCUUAAAAUCGUCAAGCAGUAUAAGCGAAUAACGGUGAAGCAGCAAUAGCAACGAAAUGGCAAACGUCUUCUUGAGAACGAGUUCCUUAAAACGCAGGAUUUAAUCCGCAUGAGGAUUGUUUCUUUACAGACUAUUAUUAAACACAGAUGUCCUUUACGAAUAAAAUUGCUUAGCCAACACAAGUAGUUUAGCUAGCUGCCUUACUCAUGCAUAGUUAGCCACUCCAAAUUAACCAGAAAAUUCAAUUGUUGCGCGGUGGAAUUUCGUCUCAAGGAUACUAGCAGAAGGAAGUAGACGCUGAAGACGCCUGCUUUAAGCAGCUAAAGUUAUGGUUAUUGAUCAAAAAUAAGACAGGAAUAGACGGAUCUGCCUGAAGAUAGAAGACUUGACUCUUCUCUGGCUGGAAUAGAAGAUGUUCUACAAUGUGUCAAAAGGAAGGCACUCAGCAACUGAUGAAGGUCGGGAAAGUAGAAUUAGUCGGUCGGAUGGAAGGGGGAGUCGAUUAGAAUCCGAUGGCAGCCGGCGCAGCAGGACUCCAAGUACGUUGAGGGCUGGGUACGCUGAUGGGGAGAAUGAAGAGGGCAUACCGUUCGAAGAAGCUUUGGAAGAGGAAGAAUUGGAUGAAUAUAUUUAUGUACCGCAAUGUAUGCUUGGAAAACCAUUAAAGGAUUUUGAUAGUGGGCAGGAGAAUACUUUCGUGGCUGUGAAUAACAAGCUUGGAAAGCAAACUGUAUACAGAUUUUCCAAAGACAAGUCAUUAUUCUGCUUUGGAACUGAAAGCCCAGUGCGAAAGAUUACUGUUUACAUUGUAACUCAUCAACUUUUUGAAAUAUUUAUUUUACUAACUAUAAUAACGAAUUGUGUCUUCAUGGCAUUGUCAGACCCACCAAAGGAGGCUGAGUAUGUGUUCGCUGUAAUUUACACCUUCGAAGUGACAGUUAAAGUUUUGGCAAAAGGAUUUAUACUACAUAAAUAUUCUUAUUUACGGAAUUCAUGGAAUUGGCUCGACUUCUUUGUCGUUAUUGUAGGAUAUGUAACAAUGAUACCCGAGAUGGAAGAUUACAGCGGUGUAAAAACGUUUCGAGUUCUGAGAGCGUUAAAGACUAUAUCAACAGUAAAGGGAUUAAAAGCAAUGGUGAAUACACUGUUAAAAUCAAUGCGGAUGAUGACAGACGUCCUAAUACUGACGCUGUUUUUCAUUGCAAUUUUUGCCCUUAUUGGGCUCCAGUUAUUUACUGGCCGUUUGCAGUCAAGAUGUGUGCGAACCGGGCCGGGUAUACCAACAUUUAACCAAGACUUCUAUAAAAACAAAAGUAAUUGGUAUCAGCCUCAGAUAGGAGGUGUUAUUUGUGGAAAUGCAUCUACAGCUUGGAAUUGCAUACAAGGCUAUGUUUGUGUUGCUGAAGCCGGGCCUAACCCAAAGUUUGGAUAUAUAGGUUAUGACAAUUUCGUUCUUGCUAUGCUGACAUCCCUGCAAGUGUGUACACUAGAUUACUGGGAAAGCGUUUAUGAUAGUGUGAUAGCUGCCAUGGGCGAGCCGUACAUGAUCUAUUUCUUACUAGCUGUUUUCUUAGGCCCAUUUUAUCUGCUGAAUUUAGUUCUUGCCGUGGUCAGUGCCUCCUACGAGCAAGAAGUCAAUGGGGAUCCUGAUCUUGAACGUGAGAACGAACGGCUGGAGGACAUGCGUAGAAGCGCCUCGACGUAUUCUUUUGAUGGGAGGCACGUAGCAGAGUUACUCCAUGGAACCUCCCCAGUUGUUGAAAUUGACGGUGAAAAGCAGUACAAUAUUGACAACCUUCCAAAGAGUCUAAAGAAAAACCAAGAGGAGUUUAUGCAGACUGAAAUAGGUCCACCGGAACUUGGGGAAAACCCAUCGUGCAUACUUAAAAUUCGUGUAAAGAUGUACAUCUUUGUUGGAAGUACAAUAUUUGAAGGAUUUAUUACUGCAUGCAUCAUGCUGAAUACUAUAGCAAUGGCGACCGAACAUUAUAAACAGCCAAAAAUUAUGGAUAUCAUUUCAAACACAUUAAACUAUAUUUUCACUGCCAUUUUCGUACUUGAAAUGAUAUUCAAACUGAUUGCAUUGACACCAAGAGGCUACGCAAGAAACAACUGGAAUCUGUUCGAUGGUUUCCUCGUUGUAGCAAGCUUACUUGACCUGGUUCUUUCUGAAUCACAACUCGUUGCAGGCAGUGGACUCAGUGUUAUGAGAGUGUUUCGAUUGUUGCGUGUAUUGAAGCUGGCUCAGUCAUGGAAGACAAUGGGACAACUAUUGAGCACAAUAGGAAACAGCAUAGGAGCACUUGGGAAUAUAACGGUCAUCCUUUGUAUCAUAAUUUAUAUAUUUGCUGUCGUUGGUAUGCAGCUUUUCGGAAGCAAGUACACAGAACAAGUCUUCGGUGGCAAUAUACCAAGAUACAAUUUCAAAAAUUUUGGCAACUCUUUCAUGAUGAUUUUCAGAAUUCUCUGUGGCAAGUGGAUUGAACCUCAAUGGGAUUUGCUCAGAGCAACUAGUCCCGCGUCCUUUAUCUUCAUCUUUAUCGUCUUUGUCAUCGGUCGCUGGGUGGUACUGAAUUUGUUCCUUGCCUUGCUGCUGAGCUCAUUUGGUGGUGAUGCAUUAAAAGGAAAUGAAGAUGACGAAGAGGGCAAAGAAAUGAAGAAGACAAGAUUGCAGAGAUUGAUUGAAUGGACCAAAAGUAAACGAAAAAGGAAAUCAAAGGACGAAACACAGAAUAAAGCUGAUGCAAACAUGAAUGGAGAGCAUCAAACUGCAGAGGUCCUAAUGGCGAGUGACUUCAACGGGGUAAACGGAAAGGCAAAUCCUAAGAAUGGACUUUUCAUAGAAAUGAACCAAAGGAACCAAAUAAAUGGACACUCAAAUGGAAAUGUCAUUCCAGCAAAUGGAAGGCUUGGGAAUGGAAACGAUCUAAAACCGCCUCCACUUAUCAGUCAUGACAGUGACAACUCAUUGCUUCAAACUCGAAAUGGAAAUCUUCAAGGUAUGGCAGAUCGGAGAUUUUCUGGAUCUGGCGUGACCGAAUUGGCGAUUCAGGGCAAAUUAGAUGAUAAUGGGAGCGAGAAGGCGGGAAAAGAACAACCUAGAGGUCAUUCCUCGUCGUCGGUGAAAAUUGAAAUUCACAGGGAAAGGACGUACAUAGAUGACUGUUUCUGCUUAUGCUGCUAUGCGUGCAACUGCUGCUAUACAAGCUACCUUGACUCACCACCACGCCGCUUAUGGCACAAUAUUCGAUACUACUGCAAAUUCAUUGUUGAAAACAAGUACUUCGAGUUUCUCAUCCUCUUUUUGAUUGCCUUCAGCAGCCUCACUUUGGUAUUUGAAGAUAUCAACUUAUCAAAAAGAAGAACAUUGAGCGUAUUUCUGGAUUAUUGCAACUUUUUCUUCGCCAUCAUCUUCACACUUGAGUUUCUCAUCAAAUUCAUUGGCUUUGGGUGUAUAAAAUAUUUUACAAACCUUUGGAAUUUGUUGGACUUUUUCAUUGUCGUGAUCUCACUGGCAUCGCUAUUUGGCAAUCCUAAUUUGAAUGCAUUGAGAUCCCUUCGUGCUCUUAGACCAUUGAGAGCUAUUUCAAGAUUCGAAGGAAUGAAGAUCGUGGUGAACUCGCUGGUCCAUUCAAUACCAUCGAUAGCUAAUGUGUUGCUUGUCUGUGGAGUUUUUUGGCUUAUAUUCAGUGUCAUGGGCUUUACGCUGUUUGGUGGAAAAUUCUUUCGAUGUGUGGAUAAAGAUGAAAACCAGCUAAGUUAUGAGGUGAUAGAAGACAAGGCAUCGUGUUUAAACAAUACAAACGUGACAGGGUACCGUUGGGUAAACAAGAAUAUCAACUUUGAUAAUGCUGCGAUCGGGUUUCUGGCCCUUUUUCAAACGGCAACUUUGGAAGGAUGGUUUGAAGUUAUGCAGGACGCAUAUGACAGUAGAGAACAAAAUUUGCAGCCGAAGCCAAUGAAUAACUUCUUUACACAACUUUACUUUGUCGUCUUCAUAAUUCUUGGCGCAUUCUUCAUUCUCAAUUUGUUCAUCGGAGUCAUCAUUGACAAUUUCAAUCGACUGAAGCAGCAAUACGAGGAUGGUAUUGGGAUAUUGCUGACUGCCGGUCAGCGAAACUGGAUUAAUACUUUGAAAUCAGCAGCCGAUAAAAAACCGACCAGAAGAUUGACAAGGCCAACGUCGAAAUGGCGAGGAACCCUGUUCGAUUUCACAACAACGAAACAAUUUGAGCUGUUUAUCAUGUCUGUGAUUAUCGCAAACAUGCUCACGAUGAUGAUACAGCACCAUGGCCAGUCAGAUGAAGUUACAAUCGCACUUGAUUAUCUCAACUACCUUUUCACUGGAAUUUUCACGAUUGAGGCAAUCAUUCGAUUGGUCGCGAUGAGAUUAGAGUACUUCAAGUCUUUCAUGAACGUUUUCGAUUUUAUUGUUGUUGUAUUCUCAGUUGGAGUGAUUUUAUGGGAAAAAUUAAAGUCAGGAAAUGAAGAGCUUUACUUCUCGCCAGGGCUUCUUCGUGUUAUUCGAGUGUUUCGCUUAGGCCGUCUGCUCCGAUUUUUUGACAGCGCUAAAGGAAUUCGCCAGCUUCUUUUCACAAUCGUCAAAUCCGCCCCUGCCUUGCUAAAUAUAGGAACGUUGUUGUUCCUUGUGAUGUUUAUUUACGCAAUUAUGGGAAUGAAUUUCUUCAUGUACAUCAAAGAAACGGGGUCGUUUAACCAAAUCGUCAAUUUCAAAACAUUCGGAAGCAGUAUGUGCUUACUAUUCCGAAUUGCAACAGCCGCCGGCUGGAAUGGUGUAUUGGAGGCAACUAUGGUGAAACCGCCUUUAUGUGAUAAAACACCGAGACCGGAGUAUAACAACAAUCAUAAUUGUGGAUCGCCAACACUUGCAAUAUUUUUCUUCGUAUCUUAUAUAACAGCAAUUGUGUUGAUUAUGAUAAACAUGUACAUCGCGGUUAUACUUGAGAAUUUCAACCAAGCCCAGUCCCAAGACGAGGCUGGCAUUACGGAAGACGACCUUGAGGCUUUCUACUCCGUUUGGGAACAAUUCGACCCAAAAGCUACACAAUUCAUCAAAUAUUACCAGUUGCCUGACUUUCUGGAUGCACUAGAUGGCCCUUUGCGAGUACCAAAACCUAAUUACUGGUUUCUUGAGGAGAAUGAGAUUCCAGUGAAAGACAGACAUAAAGUCCAUUGCUUGGACAUUAUGGCCAGCCUUAUCAAAAGGGCCAUUGGAGAAGUAGAAGGAGGGGAGUCUCAGGACUUUUUGUCCGUUAUGACAAAAGUAGAGGAAAGAUUCCGUGCCUCUUUCCCGACUCGAAGUAAAGAAACAACUAAAAUAACAACAGCAGAAAGACUGAAAAUCGAGAACGCUGCGGCUCGCAGAAUACAGAAGGUGUUCCGGAGGCAUCUUCUAAUAACACAAAUCAAGCAGAUGAGUAGCAGUAAAAACAUGACGUUGAGAGCGCGUGAACGAAAUCAAGAACAAGUUGAGCAUUUGAUUACCAUAUUAUGGAAAAACCAAGCUGGCAAAAAUAGCACAGAUGGUAAUGACUCAGAUGAGAGCGAUGCAGAUGAGUCACCACGGAAACAGUAAAUUGUUACGUAAAUAUUGCUGUAAGCAAAUGGCAUACGAUCGUCAUGCUCAGCAUUGUCGUGCUGCAAUGUUUCAAAAUAUUGAGUUCGUUGUCGCUAGAACUCCGAGACCUGGCUCAACACGCAAACGUACCUAGUUGUUUUGUUCCUCAAUUACAGACAAUGAGCAACUGGUCCGAGUCAGUUACCAUCUCAAUUGUAAAUUCAGUAUUUAUUGGCAUAGCUUGGAUUAUUAGCAGCAAUUCAUCAAUGAAUAUUGAGUAAUGCACCCUUGAAAUGGACUUUGGCUACCCACCGGAGCUUAAUUUGUAAAAUAUUGAAAAUUAUGAUUCACUGAGGAUUACGUAUUUCAAAUUAUGUCGUUAUGAUACAAAAGGAAACAGCAAAAUUCCGUAAUUUUUGAAUAUUGAAGGAAUCAGGUACAAACAAUUACAUGGAUUGAAGCAAUAGUUAUACUGAAGUAAAAACUACCUGAAAGAAGGUGAGAGGUGCUGCCGUGAAAUGAAUAUUGAAGCAAUUAAAGACCAUUUGGAAUGUUAAGUUUCAUUUCAAAUCAAUAGAAAUGCAAGUUGAGGUUUCAGAAAUAUAUAAAUGUAUAACAAGGUAUAUUUUGUAGCAGUUAAUUUUUUAAUCUUCAAUUUCGAAAUUUUUUUAAAAUCAAUUCUAUUUGAAAAAGUUUCUCUGAAAACACGAAAUAGUUUAGUUAUAUUGGCAUCGAGAGAGCAGUAUCAGGGCCAAAUGUCUGUGUAAUAAAAAUGAUACAAACGUUUGUUUAAUAUGGCAAAGUGGUACUACAAAGAGCCAAUUAUGAUGUUCGAUUGCAUUCCAGUUUAGCAGACAAACCAAACAUAACCCAUCUUGCUAUUAAUCAAAAUUAGCUCUUCUCUUGCAUUAUAAUAUCACACAUAACUGAUAGAUUAUCGUCCAACACUGAUAAAAUAUCGCCCUUAACUGACAUAAAUAUCGCCCAACAUUGAUAGAAUAUCGCCCUUAACUGAUACCAAAAAUCGUCCGGCACUUGAAAAAAUAUUGCCCAACACUGAUAUAAAUAUCGACCUUAACUUAUAAAAAUAUCGCCCAACGAUGAUAGAUUAUCGCCCUUCACUGAUACAAAAAAUCGUCCGGCACUGGAAAAAAUAUCACCCAGUACUGAUAUAAAUAUCACCCAACACUGAUAUAAAUAUCGACCUUAACUGAGAUAAAUAUCGUUCAACACACAUAGAAAUAUCGACCUUAACUGACAUAAAUAUCGCCCAACACAGGUAGAAUAUUGCCCUUAACUAGGACCAAAAUUUCCUACACUGGAAUAAAUAUCGCCCAACACCGAUAAAGAACGCCCAACAUUGAUACAAAAUUUCCCUAUACUGGUAUAAAAUCAACUAACACUGAUGUAAAUAUCACCCUACAUUGUCAAGAAUAUCGACCAACACAGAUAAAACAAUGCCCAACAAUGAUACAAAAUCGCCCUACACUCGCAUAAUUACCACAGAACACUAAUAUAGAUAUCGCCCUACACUGGUAUAAAUAUCACCCAACACUGAUAUAAGUAUCACCACACAUUGAAAUAAAUAUCGCUUCAAUGAUAACUUGAAAUAACGGCAUUCCAUAAAAUAAGCUCGAAUAGAAAUUAAAAUCUUCCCAAAGAGCUCUUGCCUCUUAGUUGCACGUGUAAUUGAUAACGGAGAAGAGCCUUGGAAGGUCGUUCAUUAGCAUGUUUAAAGUGUUGAUCAAAUUCGUAAUCUAUUUCGAUAAAACAUUUCUUUAGUAUUGAUUCGAUUCAUAGCUAGGGAGUUGGCAGAAAUUUAUUUAACAAACUUGAUUACAAAAUCGUUAAUUAGAUAAAUGAAUCGUUAAAUUUUUAAGAUACUCAAUAUUUCAGCAUUUGUCCUGAUGAUUUCAAAAUAUUAUGCGCAAUUUUGGACCUAAAAUGCUGGAAAUUCUAUAGGAAUUUAUUGAUAAAUAAUAAAGUACUGUCGCUAUACGUCGGUAAAUACCAUCAGCCUGCAGAAUGGGUUAUGCCCAUUGCAAUACACGUAUUUUUUUAAGCUAAUAUUGCCAACAUCUGAGAUUGAACUUCUUUCUCUUUGACUGUAAGCAAACACGUUAGAUUUAUAUUAAACGUAAAACUACCAGCUAUCAAAAUGUACUUUAUAUUAUCUCAAUGUAUUCUUGCCUCACAAUUCUACUGCCAGUUAAUAUUUUCUCUGUAACAAUCAAAUUAAUAGUCGAUUCUA
Molecule: messenger RNA, 8204 nt
Organism: Rhopilema esculentum
Lineage: Eukaryota; Metazoa; Cnidaria; Scyphozoa; Rhizostomeae; Rhizostomatidae
Product: sodium channel protein 1 brain
Biological process (GO): membrane depolarization during action potential; neuronal action potential; sodium ion transmembrane transport
Cellular component (GO): plasma membrane; voltage-gated sodium channel complex
Molecular function (GO): voltage-gated sodium channel activity
Source: RefSeq, a predicted model, not a curated record